CUGCAUGGGAGCCCAGCCCAGGCCAUUAGCGACUGGAUUGGUGCUGACCAUCCAUCACAGGUAGCUAAGAGCUGCUAGGUAAGGUAGGCGUGGAGGUAGCUUCCGUCUACGACCUUCCCCAAAGUUGCCUCGUCUUGACACUAAUCUGCUCUCGCCAUUGAUAAUUGCUAAGGAAUCUACCAGGCAAUCGUCAUCUUGUGUCACCAAACUACAUUGUACACGGUCUUGUGCUCCUUCCCUGCGACUUCAGACAUCGGAACUCAUCUUUGACCUCAGUCUCAUCUCAAAUUCCGGCCGUUCCUUGGUUAACCAACAACCUUGAACUGCUACCUACCUACCUUCAUCGACCUUCAUCUGACAUCCGCCUCACCCUUUCCGCUUCGCCCGGUCUCCCAGUCGGCGUCCAGUCACCUUUAUUCAUCUAUUUUGUUCUCUACAGCUCUGAUUUACGUUCCAGCUCAGGUUGUCAGAGGCGGCAACGCCCAAUCGAAAACAGCAAGCGAGUGAGACAUCGAUAGGUCAUCUUUUCUCCCGCCAGUGAGUGCCCUUCGCCAAGCGGGCCUCUUUUUCUCUCUCCAACUCUUCGCUUCUCUAAACUCAACAUCAUUAAACCCGACUUCUUUCUUUCCCACUUUUGCAUCCGACUGAUACGUCCCCAACCUUUAUUCUCCCGACGCUUCCUUCGCCAGCAAACCCCUUGCCCCGGAGAAACUCAAACCAUCUUCGGCUUUAUCGACCAGCAACUACUUUUAGUACGACAAGUUCCCACAAAGUCCACUGUUCAACUGCUGCCACUCUUCACUCCCGUCCCCUCGCUCUCGCUCGACUACGUACCGGGCUGCGAGGCCCCAUCCUUUACUUGCCGACUCUACCCCUACUUGCAGCUUCAAGCAACCCGCAGACGCCUUUUAGGGGAGCACUGCCCCUCAUUCCAGCAAGAAGGCACAUCCCGGGCACCGCGCCGAUAAGACCGAUAGCGGUCUGAAAGACAACUGAGGGGCAUCGCUGCAUCCACCGCCCACCAAGAGCCAGUCGCAGUCAUGGGUUUGGUCCAUGUGCCAGGAAGACGCUCCAGAGCGUCCAGCCUCACUAGCAAUCGCUCGAGCAUCGACGAGGCCAGAGGCGCUGCUGAAGAUGACGACACCACUGUGGUCGAGGCCGACCAGGGCAACGUGCUCGGCCACAUCAUUUCCCAGCUUCGUCCUGGAGCUGAUCUGAGUCGCGUUGUUUUGCCGACCUUCAUUCUUGAGCCCCGCAGCAUGCUUGAGAGGAUUACAAACUUCAUGUGCCACCCCGAAAUGCUCCUCCCUAUACCCGAGAUCGACGAUCCUGUACUACGAUUCGUUUCCGUUGUCAAGUUCUACCUGAGUGGAUGGCAUAUUAAACCACCAGGAGUGAAGAAGCCUCUGAACCCGAUCCUCGGCGAGGUUUUCUCCUGCUACUGGGAUCUGCCCGAUAACACGAGGGCAUACUACAUCUCCGAGCAAACAUCGCAUCACCCUCCCAAGUCUAGCUACUUCUACAUGGUCCCCGAGCACAACAUCCGCGUUGAUGGCACACUCAAGCCCAGGAGCAAGUUCCUCGGAAACUCGGCGGCGAGCUUGAUGGAGGGCACAGCGGUCUUGUCGUUCCUGAAUAGGGGCAAGGACAAGACAAAGGGCGAACGAUACAUCUUGACACAACCAAACAUGUACGCUCGAGGCAUUCUCUUUGGAAAGAUGAAGUAUGAGCUUGGAGACCACAGCUUUGUCCGGUGCCCAGAGCUCGACUUGGUCGCCGACAUUGAGUUCAAGGUGAAGGGCUGGGUCAGCGGUACCUAUAAUGCGAUUGGUGGCUCAAUCAAGCAUGAGAGCACAGGCGAAGUCCUUUACGAGCUCUCGGGCCUUUGGAACGACGAGAUGUUUGUCAAGGAUGUCAAGACUGGUCAUAAGGAGAUGUUCUUCAACGCCAGACGAUCAAAGCCCAGCAGUCCCCUAGUGCGGCCUAUCGAGGAGCAGGAUGAGCGCGAAUCUCAGAAGCUUUGGGCACCGACAGCCCAGGCCGUGAAGGAUCGCAACCAUGAGCUUGCGACGGACGAGAAGACCAAGGUUGAGGACAGACAACGCGAGGAGCGUGAGACGAGAGCCCGCGAAGGCGUUGAGUGGAAGCCUAGGCUUUUCAGGGCUGUCCAGGGCGGCCCAGGUGGCCCCGAAGAAGGCGAGGAAGAGCUGGAGUGGAUCAUCAACGCUCACAUUGACCACACGAGCCCAGAGAAGCAGACUGAACAAAUUCUGGCUAUAUACCCCAUUCUUCCGGGCCAGAAGCCUUCCACGACAAACGCCAUUCCUCCCCAUAAGCCCUCUGCGACAGCAGAGGCCCCGGCCCCGGCCCCGGCCCUGACCCCCGUUCCGGUCGCUCAGCAACAAGUUGGAGGCAAUGACUUGAUCGAUUUCGGCGACGCGCCAGCUACCACCCCGGCAGCUCCGGCAGCUCCGGCAGCCCCAACAGCACCUGCGCCUGCUGUCCAGCCACCAAGCGGUACUCCCCCGGCAGCUCAGGAGGCGCGGAGUGGAUCCAAGGACAUUGAAGGGAUGCUCAACAGCACCGGAACGCAAGCAAAAGAGGGACCAUUGAUGGACUUCACAGACAUGAAGAAGAGCGUACCGCCGCUGAAGAGAGCCGAUGAGAGUAACGACAGCUUCCACGACGCUUUGGAGUAGAUCAGAGCCAAGCUAAUCUAGGACGCACGUCCGUCCCUCUGGUUUUUGUUUUCCCCUCCCACCCCGUCUGGCCAACCCCUUUUUGCCAAACAUCACAUUCAUUCACCAUGGGAGGCGGACCUCUGGCUAGAGGAAUUUGAGGAAAGGGAGGCAGGUCGGGAGGUAAACAAACUAUAAAUCUUUUGCAUUGGCGAACAUCCGGGGAAGGGGUUUGGUAGAAAAGGGAUACCUCUGUAGAUAUGUAUAGCAUUGCUUACUGCUCAGUAAUAACGGCAUUCGACUGCGGGAAGUUUUUGGACACGGCUCACUCACAGCUUUCGAGGCAAGAUUCGAUGAUGACGACGAUGAUGCAGGG
Messenger RNA from Colletotrichum scovillei, 3054 nucleotides. RefSeq names its product oxysterol-binding protein. NCBI's taxonomy places the organism in Eukaryota, Fungi, Ascomycota, Sordariomycetes, Glomerellales, Glomerellaceae. Gene Ontology annotation, cellular component: cortical endoplasmic reticulum; cytosol; intracellular membrane-bounded organelle. The record is from RefSeq and is a predicted model, not a curated record. The transcript has 8 exons. Bases 1041 to 2699 code for a protein of 552 amino acids. Gene Ontology annotation, molecular function: sterol binding.